Molecule: messenger RNA, 5228 nt
Organism: Chinchilla lanigera (long-tailed chinchilla)
Lineage: Eukaryota; Metazoa; Chordata; Mammalia; Rodentia; Chinchillidae
Gene: Eya3
Product: EYA transcriptional coactivator and phosphatase 3
Exons: 18
Coding region: 298-2019 (573 amino acids)
Biological process (GO): multicellular organism development; positive regulation of DNA repair; cell differentiation
Cellular component (GO): nucleus
Molecular function (GO): protein tyrosine phosphatase activity
Source: RefSeq, a predicted model, not a curated record
AAGCACAGGACCGCAUCCCUCUGACCGCAGGAGUGACUCAAUCUUUAUGAGUCAACUAGAUCUCCUGAGAACACUGAAGCCAUGAAGAUGGAGGCGGAAGGCAGUAGGCACUAGAUCACAGGAUGCGCUUCCCAUGGAGCAGAACUUCUUACUGUGUGGUGCCUGGCCUAGCAGCAACAGCGUCCGGGACUCUGCUAAAAAUACAAAGCCUGGGACCCCAUGCCACAGGUUGUGAAGACUGCAGAAAGAUAACUUGGAACCCAGUCCCAUACGUAUAAUAAAGACAUACUGGUCUUCAUGGAAGAAGAACAAGAUUUACCAGAGCAACCAGUGAAAAAAGCCAAGAUGCAGGAACCAGGAGAACAAACUUUAAGUCAAGUUAGCAGCCCGGAUGUCAGUGAUCAGAAACCUGAAACAUCAAGCCUUGCUUCAAACCUUGCCAUGUCAGAGGAAAUUAUGACAUGCACCGAUUACAUCCCUCGCUCAUCCAAUGAUUAUACCUCACAAAUAUAUUCUGCAAAACCUUAUGCACAUAUUCUCUCAGUUCCUGUUUCGGAAACUGCUUACCCUGGGCAGACUCAGUACCAGACACUACAGCAGCCUCAGCCCUAUGCUGUCUACCCUCAGGCAACACAAACGUAUGGACUACCUCCUUUUGGUGCGUUGUGGCCAGGUAUGAAACCCGAAAGUGGUUUAAUUCAGACUCCAUCUCCAGGUCAACACAGUGUUCUUACCUGCACUACAGGGUUAACCACAAGCCAGCCAAGCCCAGCACAUUAUUCUUACCCCAUUCAAGCUUCAAGCACGAAUGCCAGCCUGAUCUCCACUUCCUCCACAAUUGCCAAUAUUCCAGCAGCAGCAGUCGCCAGCAUCUCUAACCAGGACUAUCCCACCUAUACUAUUCUUGGUCAGAACCAAUACCAGGCCUGCUACCCCAGCUCCAGCUUUGGAGUCACUGGCCAGGCUAACAGUGAUGCUGAGAAUUCCACACUAGCAGCUACCACCUACCAGGCAGAGAAGCCUAGUGUCAUGGUACCUGCACCAGCAGCACAGAGACUUUCCUCUGGAGACCCUUCUACAAGCCCAUCCUUAUCCCAGACCACACCAAGUAAAGAUGCUGAUGAUCAGUCCAGGAAAAACAUGACUGGCAAGAACCGGGGCAAGAGGAAAGCUGAUGCCAGUUCUUCCCAGGACAGUGAAUUGGAACGGGUUUUUCUGUGGGACUUGGAUGAAACCAUCAUCAUCUUCCAUUCUCUUCUUACUGGAUCCUAUGCCCAGAAGUAUGGCAAGGACCCAACAGUAGUGAUUGGCUCAGGUUUAACAAUGGAAGAAAUGAUUUUUGAAGUGGCUGAUACACAUCUGUUUUUCAACGACUUAGAGGAAUGUGACCAGGUACAUGUGGAAGAUGUGGCUUCAGAUGACAAUGGCCAAGACUUGAGCAACUAUAGUUUCUCAACAGAUGGUUUCAGCGGGUCUGGUGGCAGCGGUAGCCACGGCUCUUCAGUUGGCGUCCAGGGGGGAGUGGACUGGAUGAGGAAACUGGCUUUCCGUUACCGAAAAGUGAGAGAGAUCUAUGAUAAGCACAAGAGCAACGUGGGGGGUCUCCUCAGUCCCCAGAGAAAGGAAGCACUGCAGAGACUAAGAGCAGAGAUAGAAGUUUUAACAGACUCAUGGUUGGGAACUGCAUUAAAGUCCUUACUUCUGAUCCAAUCCAGGAAGAAUUGUGUGAAUGUUCUGAUUACUACCACCCAACUGGUCCCAGCCCUGGCCAAGGUUCUCCUCUAUGGACUGGGAGAAAUAUUUCCUAUUGAAAACAUCUAUAGUGCUACCAAAAUUGGUAAAGAGAGCUGCUUUGAGAGAAUUGUGUCGAGGUUUGGAAAGAAAGUCACAUAUGUAGUGAUUGGAGACGGGCGAGAUGAAGAAAUCGCAGCCAAGCAGCACAACAUGCCUUUCUGGAGGAUCACAAACCACGGAGACCUAGUGUCCCUUCACCAGGCUUUGGAGCUUGAUUUUCUCUAAGAACUGGAAUACAGAGCCUUCCUCCUGAGCUCCUUUUCACUCUGAAGGGAGCCAGAGGCCCAGUCACCUGGGAACUUGGAACACUCUCCCUGCCCCUUCCUCCCUCCCUGUCUCCCUCCCCGCCCUCCCCACCUCCUUCUCCAUGGAAUGCUGGCGAGAACACAAUCAGAACCAACAGCUACAACUUCUGCUAAGAGUGACCCGCGGCCCGGUGUUCAUCCUUGUACAGAUGCGGGGAACAUUGGGAUAGAGACAACAGUAGACUCACUGCAACUACAGUGCUUUUAAUUCUUCUGUGUUUUGUUUCCAAAAAAUGAAGAAAAAGAAAGGCAGUUCUUGGGGCCUAGUUGGACUGUUGGUCUCUGGCCAGUCUGUGCGCUCUCUUAACCGAUGGUGAGAGGGGAGCUGCAGCAAGCAGCCUUUCAUAAGAACGUCUCCUGUCUCCUGCAGUCUUUUAAGACCCUUAGCUACAGAACUUUUUCCCAGGAAUGUGUAUGUUAUUUUUAUAGGUAAGGGUCUGGUCUGUGAAGCAGGUUUUCCCCAUUUCUCUGUUUCUAGCAAGAAAAGGGCAUAGGAAGUUUCUGUGGAAAUAGUAAAUGAAAUAUUGGAAAUACCUCUCUGUGGCCGCAGCACCUCUUUAGUUGCUCCAGUGGUCUGCUUUCUGGAAUGUUCCCUUCUGCCGUGGGGCACUGGACACUGAUGAACUUCAGGCUUUGGCAGUUCGCAUCCUAGAAGCCUUAGUUCCCUUGCUAGUCCCUCUUCCCCUCUAACCACACGGCACCCCUGGAGACUCCUUCCUUUAAAUCCUAAGCGUUCAGCGUGACUCUACAUUCAGAGACUGUCCCAGGAGGCUUCACCUCCACACCGGGUAGAAGGGACUUGGGUUUCUUAGGAAUUUCAGCUUCUUUGGCUUUCAGGUCAGGAGGGUUCCACCUGUUCCUCCUAUAGAGAAGCACCUCCACCAGAAGCUCACCCUGCCUCCUCUGUCCUAGCAGAUGCUGCCGUCUGACCUCACGUGCAGCCCUGGCCACGCCCUGCCCAAGGGGUCAGAAUGAAGUCCAAGAACAGGCUUCUCACUGCUUCCUGUGAGGAAGCCCUUCAGCCACACGCGGGAUAGCCCAGGCACCUCUUUACCCAGAUCUCAGCCUGGAAGUGGAGUGCACAUUGCUGUAAUCAAUACCCAGUUCCCCAUAGAACACUGCACUCUUCAACUCCCAUUUGGAAAUGGGAAGGAGAGAAAUCUUUCCUGAUUUCAGUGAGGGCGCUGGCUGCCUUACUUUAUGUCCCCUGGGAAGCUGAGUGGAGGCCUGGGCUGUAGUCGCAACCUUGUAGCCCAGCCCUGUGCUGGUUGCCUCAUCUCUCCAGGACCAGCCCAGGCCCCUACUCAAGCAGGAUAAAGCGCCCCAAGCUGAGGAGCUGUAGCUUUCCUGGCUCCACAGACAGGCUGCUGUGUAAGCGCCUCCCACAUGCAGCCUUGGUCCUCAGCGAGAACAAGCUCUUUGACCAACCCCUGCUCUAACUGCUUAUCCCCAGAGAGAUGCUGCCCAGGGCAAGCCAGGUUGCCCAUAUCAGGAGAGGCCGCGCAGACACUCCUUUCAGAGCUGAAGGGAAAGUGCUUCGUGACUCAGUUUAAGAGGGGAGUUUUGGGAGAGGAGCUAGGUUGGCACGCAUCACUCGGUCACCUCUCUGGCCGCAUUUCCAGGUGAGGUGAGGGGGAAGGAGGAGUCCGAGUCAGACCUGCUGGGUCUGUGCAGCCCAUGGUCCAUCUUAGAAGCUCUGGGUGGAUUUUACUUUCAUGCCUCAGGUGCCCCCAUUGCAGUAUCACUAUUUCUUGCCCUGGACAAAAGCCCCCUGUUGGUGCUGAGUGGGCUGUGGGCUUAGGAGGCUGCACGCUGGCACCCCACGCACGCAUGCCACGCACACUUUCCCCACCUGCGGCAGGCUCUUUAUUAGAAUGACUCGGACUCCUGUUCAGUGGCCUUUUUCCUCUUGCCCUGACUUCUCAGCUUAGCUCUUUUUUUCAAAAGGGACUUGAACUUGGCGAGGAGCAGUGAGGGGGCUCUAAGAGCAGCCUGUGCUCCAUCCCGGCAGCUGGCACCCUGGGUCAGGGCAGACAGCGGGAGCUUCCUGGCCCUGUCCAAGGGAUCUGUCCAGGGAGCAAGCACCGCCCUUCUCACCACCUCCCUGGCACAGACACCAGGAAGGAAGAGGAGCGGAAAGCAUCAAGAGCUGUUGGAAGCUGCGGCCAAGGGUACUGUGGGUCUUUUCAGCAAGAGGCCGCCCCUUUACUGGAACAAGUGCCUGUGAAACUGGCCAAGUGAGUCCUUCAGCCCCGCACCAUGGUUCCUAAGGGUGGUCCGGACCUCUCGUGGCCAGGGCUGUCUGGUGGCUCUGGAGGUAUCAGAUGUGUCCUAGGGUAAGAGGUGGCUUGACUUUCGAAUGUAAAAUUGUGCCUUAGCAUCACCCUGUUCUGUACCCCUGGGCAGCUGGUGGUGACCAGGAGAGAGGACGCCUCCUCUACACUUAGGUGCCUGUUGAGGCUUUUGUUGGGCGGGGGGAGGCCUAUUUUCUGCUCUGCAAGUUGGGAGGCAAACCUGAUAUCCCAAAAGACUUGCUCUGAUGUGUUUGCAGUUUACGCAAACUCAGCUUCACAGCUCCCGGUUAGAAUCUCAUUGGCCAAGUCCAGCUUGGAGCGCAUGGAGUCCAGCGCAUGGAGCUGGGACACUACCUUGAGUGGAUGUCGGUGCCCCUGAACUGCAGCAGAGCACAGUGGCUUCCUCCUGUGGGAGAGCCGUGGUCCAGACAGGGAGUGAGAGCUGGGCCUUCCUCUUGCUCUGCACUCCCCAAGGAGGAGCAGUGAGCUCCUCCUGAGCACCUUGAAAUACCUUAACCACAAGAGGGAAGACCCGGUUGUGUCCCCGCCCCACCAGCAGGCUGUCCUCCCUCCCCCAGCUCUGCGCCAGCUGUAGCAAGCAAGGUUCCUUAGCAAGUUCCUAAUGCACUGACCGAGCCAUCCCGGGAAGGACUUCUCCAGACAUGACUCCCUCUGGACUUCAGAUGCCUCUGUUGGCAGGGAAAGGCAUUGACUGGGUUGGAUCUAUUUAUGUGACUGCGGGCAUUCGUGGCUGUAGAAUCCUUGACCAUAAUGUUAUAUGUAAUGGGAACUAUCUUAUAAACUUGAAAAAAAUAAAAUUUUUAUUUUCUAUACA